This is a messenger RNA of Dictyostelium purpureum, 2426 nucleotides long. RefSeq lists its product as uncharacterized. Gene Ontology annotation, biological process: autophagosome assembly; piecemeal microautophagy of the nucleus; mitophagy. Bases 79 to 2193 code for a protein of 704 amino acids. The record is from RefSeq and is a predicted model, not a curated record. Lineage: Eukaryota; Evosea; Eumycetozoa; Dictyosteliales; Dictyosteliaceae. Gene Ontology annotation, cellular component: extrinsic component of membrane; cytosol; phagophore assembly site. The transcript is spliced from 5 exons.
AAUUAUAUAUUUUAUACACGUGUGUUUUUUAAUUUUAUAUUCAUUUAUAUAUUUGUUUUUUAAAAAUAUAGAUAUACUAUGGAGUUAAAAUCAAGAACAGAGGAUUUAGUUCGAAAGACUAUAUCUAAAAUUGUACAAUCUGUUUUACUUUCAAGAAUUGAAAUAACAAGCUCUAAAAGGAUAAAUAAAAGUUUUCAUUUAGAGGCAGAGGAAUCGGAACAAAUUCAAAAAACUUUAGAAUCAGCAAUAUUUAACCCUCAAAAUGGUUUUAAAAAUUUAUUUGUUUUAGAAAUACAUUUUGACGAAAAUCAAGGUUUAGGUAUUAACACAAUAGUCGAAUCAUGGAGAAUUGUUUUUGAACCAUUCAGAGACAUUGACGAUAAAAUUGAGUUACCAAAAUUUUAUAGAAAUGUUAUUAUUUUAGUAAGAACUGUUUAUGCAAUGUUAAGAAAUAUACCAUGUUAUUCUUUGUAUAGAAAUUUUUCAAAAAAUAGAUCAUCGACAUGUUCAAUGAAAUAUCAAAUUAGAAUUUGUGAUAUGCAAACCAUUUCAGCUCCAUUAUUUCCAUUAUCAACAAGCAUUAAAAGUUUUCAAUUUACUACAAUUGCAUCACCUUUGGGAAAUUUAAAAAUUGAUUUAGUUUAUAAAGAAAAUUUAUCUAGAGAAAUUUCAAUUAGUUCACAAAUUGGAUUGGAAUCGCAAUUUAUUAUUAAAGACUAUAACAAUACAUCGAAUAAUAUAACAAUUGGAAAUAAAAAUAAUAAUAAUAAUAAUAACAAUAAUAAUAGUAAUAAUAAUAAUAAUAGCAUGAAUAACUACGAAUAUGUUUCAGACUCAUUAUCAUCCUCAUUACAUAAAGAGCUAUAUGGGUCAUCAAUACCACAUCCAUCAAGAAUGAAUUCAUUACAGGAUUUAUUAAAUCAAAAUCAAAAUCAAAACCAAAACCAAAACCAAAAACAACCAUAUCAACAACAAAAUUUAUAUCCAAAAAUAUCUCCAUAUGACGAUAAUUUGGUUUUUAAUAAUAUAAAUAAUAAUAUGAAUAAUAAUAGUAAUAAUAAUAGUUUUCAAUAUAGUAAUCCUAUUGGUAUACCAGGUAGUCAAAAUGAUAUAGCCCAUAGUAACCCAAUUGUAAUACCUAGUAAUAACAGCCCAAAUAGUAGUAAUAAUCAAUAUUCAAGACAACCCCAUUCACUUCCAACACAUCAAUCAAACAAACCGGGCUCAUUGUCAUCCUCACCACCCUUUUCAACCAAAACAGGAAAUUAUACAUCUGGUUCAUCACCACCAUUUGGUUCAAAUAAUAUAAAUAUAUUAAGUGGGAAUAGUGGAAGUGGUAAUGGUAGCGGACCUUUACCUAUUAAACAGGUUAAUUUUAAUAUAGCAAAUCCAAAUAAUGUACUAUCAAACUCACCAUCACCAACUUCAUAUAACCAAUCACAACAACAACAAAAAAAUAGAGUUUCAUCAGCACCAAUUGCGAUUUCAAAUCAACAGCCACCUUUUCCAAAUUUCCAAAAAUCAUCAUCAUCAGGCACAAAAAGCCCACCAUUUCAUGUCAGUAUAUCACCAUUUAAAGAGCCAUCAACAUUAGAUUUUUAUAAUAAUAAUAAUAACAAUAACAAUAGUGGCGGUAGUAAUAGUAAUAGCUUUAGUGGUGGUGGUGGCUUAGUUGGUAAUAAUAGUAGUAAUAAUUUACAACUAUUAAAUAAUAGCAGUGGUUUAGUUGGUAAUAAUAGUAGUAAUAAUUUACAGUUAUUAGGUAACAGUGGACUCUAUAAUAGCUCAUCACCAGGAUCAAUUCAUUCAUUUGGGGCAAGUGGAAUUGAAAAAUUAAAUUUAUCAAUAAAGAAUAGCAAGCUCAGUCAAAUCCAUGGUCCAUUAUCAACUUUAAGCAGCGAACAUCACCAAAAUCAAUAUCUUUUAAAUAGAGAUUCCAAAACAUUGUCACCAAGUUUCUAUGAUGAAAAUGAAAAUGAUGAUGCAGCAUUCUUAACCUCCAGUAUAACUCACUCGAAACAAAAUUCAAGCGAAACUGAAAUUGCUGAAUUUUUAAAACUUUGUAAAAUAGCACCACCUUUAAACCUCUUUAGUAAUAACGACAGAAACCUAACAUCGAAUUCUCAACACUCACUUCAAAUAGGGAACGAAAUUAUGCUUUUAAGUAAUAUAAAUUUUGUUAACAAACCUUAAAUUUAAAAAGUAAUAUUUUAAUAUAAUAAAAAUAAUAAAUAUUUACUAUUAAUAAAUAUUAACAAAACAAAUAAAAUUAUAAAUAAGAUUUAUAAACAUUCCCUAACAAUAGAAAUAAUAAUAAUAAUAAUAAUAAUAACAAUCUUUUUUUUUUUUUUUUCAUAUCUAAUAUUCUCUUUACUUUUUAAAAUUAAUAAUAAAAAAAUAAAAAAGUUUUAUUUUCUUUAAAAAUU